AUUUCCCUUCCCUUUCACUGCUUCCCUUUCAGUGUAUGAUUAAUCAUUAACUGGAAAAAUCUACAGCAAGAACAACAAACAGCAUAUCACUUUUCAUGCACUGCAAGCCGAAUCAUGAAUAUUAUUCCACUUUUAGGAGCUGUUCUCGCCAACUCCAGGAACAGUGCCAUUCACUUGCUGCCAUUCCUGAUUAUGAGUUAUUCAGCAACUGGUAACAGUACGAGCCCUUUGAUUGUUCUUGACCAAUAUGAAGGUAGUGGGAUCAGACUUGUCUGCAAAUCUGAGAAUGUGAGAUCUCCUGAGCUUCUGCAGCUGUCAUGGAUGGAUGGCAAAGGACAAGAACUUUCUGCAACUCCCACCACUCUGGGCAAAAGCAGCAUUGAAAAUUCUGUUCUUCUAGAAUGGGGUUCUGGGAGUGCUGUCUCCUGCAGAAUCACCAAUAAAUCUUCAAAUACACCAAUAGGAUCAACUUCCCUUGUAAUUGCAGAUAUCUUUUUCCCUUCCACCUCCCUGUGCAUGGUUGGCUUCUUUGUCAUUGCAGUACUUAUCAUCAAUGUCAUAAUUGUCACCUAUUUGAAACUAAACCAUGAUCGUUGGAAGAUUGCUUUUUCAGGUAAUCACUGUAUCACUUUAUGGAAUGAUUUAUGGGAUUGUGUUAACAGGGGGAAUAAGGGGCUGAGCAAAGUCUGCUGGGUGGGGCAGAGUGAAGCCAUUCAAGUCCUAACGAUGUUGAGGUUCUUACCAGGGCUGAAAGUUUAUGCAUUGUUUGUUAUAAGGUUUGAAGUAAUUUUGUAA
Lacerta agilis (Sand lizard) is the source of this 795-nucleotide messenger RNA. RefSeq lists its product as uncharacterized. Bases 115 to 795 code for a protein of 226 amino acids. The transcript has 6 exons. The record is from RefSeq and is a predicted model, not a curated record. Lineage: Eukaryota; Metazoa; Chordata; Lepidosauria; Squamata; Lacertidae.